AUGGCGGCCCGGGCGGGUUUCCAGUCGGUGGCUCCGAGCGGGGGCGGCGGGGCGGCGGCGGCGGGGGCGCUGGGCCCGGGCGGGACCCCGGUGCGGAUGGGCCCGGCCCCCGGACAGGGGCUCUACCGCUCCCCGAUGCCCGGCGCCGCUUAUCCGCGCCCCGGGCUGCUGCCGGGCAGCCGCCUGGCCCCUGGGGGCCCGGCCAUGGGCCCCCCCGGCUACGGCGGGAGCCCCUCGGUCCGGCCCGGCCUGGCCCAGGGGGGGCUGGACCAGUCUCGCAAACGCCCGGCGCCGCAGCAGAUCCAACAGGUGCAACAACAGCAGCAACAGCAGCAGCAGCAGCAGCAGCAGCAGCAGCAGCAGCAGCAGGCCGCAGCCGCGCAGAACCGCAACCACAAUGCAAAGAAGAAGAAGAUGGCCGACAAGAUUCUACCUCAGAGGAUCCGGGAGUUGGUCCCAGAGUCCCAGGCCUACAUGGACCUGUUGGCCUUCGAGCGCAAACUGGACCAGACCAUCAUGAGGAAACGGCUGGACAUCCAGGAGGCCCUGAAGCGGCCCAUCAAGCAAAAACGCAAGCUACGCAUUUUCAUUUCCAACACCUUCAACCCGGCCAAGUCGGACGCGGAGGACGGGGAAGGGACCGUGGCCUCCUGGGAGCUGCGGGUGGAAGGACGGCUCCUCGAGGACUCCGCCCUGUCCAAGUACGACGCCACCAAGCAGAAGAGGAAAUUCUCCUCCUUCUUCAAGUCCCUGGUGAUCGAGCUGGACAAGGACCUGUACGGGCCCGACAACCACCUGGUGGAGUGGCACCGGACCGCCACCACGCAAGAGACGGACGGCUUCCAGGUGAAGAGGCCGGGGGACGUGAACGUCCGCUGCACCGUGCUGCUCAUGCUCGAUUACCAGCCUCCCCAGUUCAAGCUGGACCCCCGCCUCGCCCGCCUGCUGGGCAUCCACACGCAGACCCGGCCCGUGAUCAUCCAGGCUCUGUGGCAGUACAUCAAGACCCACAAGCUCCAGGACCCCCACGAGAGGGAAUUUGUCAGCUGUGACAAGUACCUGCAGCAGAUCUUCGAGUCGCAGCGGAUGAAGUUCUCAGAGAUCCCCCAGCGACUUCACGCCCUGCUCAUGCCCCCCGAGCCCAUCAUCAUCAACCACGUCAUCAGUGUUGACCCCAAUGACCAGAAGAAGACGGCCUGCUACGACAUCGACGUGGAAGUGGACGACACGCUCAAGACGCAGAUGAACUCCUUCCUGCUGUCCACCGCCAGCCAGCAGGAGAUCGCCGCCCUGGACAACAAGAUUCACGAGACCAUCGAGACCAUCAACCAGCUGAAGACGCAGCGCGAGUUCAUGCUGAGUUUCGCCCGGGACCCCCAGGGCUUUAUCAACGACUGGCUCCAAUCUCAGUGCCGGGACCUCAAGGCCAUGACCGACGUGGUGGGCAACCCGGAGGAGGAGCGGCGAGCCGAAUUCUACUUCCAGCCCUGGGCGCAGGAGGCCGUGUGUCGCUACUUCUACUCUAAGGUGCAGCAGAGGCGGCAGGAGCUGGAGCAGGCCCUCGGAAUCCGGAACACAUAGGGGCUCGCCGGCCCGGUCCCCCACCCCCCAUUGCCCGGGACCCCCGGGGCCGGAGGCCGCCACCCCGAGCCGACGAGUUGCCUCGAUUCUGGGCCACACGGCAGCCGUCAGCCCCUCCCCGUCGGUCCUUCGUCACCUCCCCACCCCUCCCCUCACUCUGCCUUGUCAGCCCCGAGACUCCCACCUCUGGGCCUGCCCCGGUCCCGGUAGGACCCUCAUAGUGUUAGUGCCAGACCCCCAUGGUGGGGAUCUGAUGCGCACGGAGCCAGUUGGGGGUCGGGGAUCGGAGUUUCCGGCCGGUCCCGGCCGCGGCCGCCGGCCCCCAGGGCCGUCUGUAAGCUGGCAGUUCCCCACCCCUCCCGCUUCCCUUUCCUCCCCCUACCCCCUGUCCCCGCUACCCACCUCAGGCAAGGCUCUGCCCACACCUCGGGCAUCCCAGCCCACGGGAAGGAUGACCCCAACCGACCUCCCGCGCCCCUCUCCAAGGGUGCUGGCGGGCUGCCAGGCCCGCUGCCCGGAGCCAAGUUGCGGGCCGGUGCCUCGCCACGGACCUCCCCCACUUUUCCCCACUCCUACAAGCCCCCAGUGCCCAGACCCUGGGGCGUCCCCCCCACACUCACUAGAGGCACCGGACUGAGCUGAGGCCUACGGGGGGUCAGCAGGGGCAGCGGGGCUGGGCCGGCGGGCGACCUAGAGACCCGCGGCGACCAGCCGGACACGGGCACCGACCUCCCCCGCCUCUUCUCCUCCCCUCCGCCGGCCUCCCGCUCCCCCACCUCCAGACCCCCAGGAAGCCCGUAGCCGGGGCCAGGGCGGCCCACCCCCACACCGGGCGGGAAGGCCCGGGGCCCCCCGGCCAGUAGCUGUCGCAGAAUAACUGUUUUUACUACCGGAUACUGCAUUUUUUCAUGGACCAAAUUUUUUUUGUACUGUCCCCUACUAGAUGUCACCCGGUUUUAAUAAAAGCCUCU
This is a messenger RNA of Tachyglossus aculeatus (Australian echidna), 2552 nucleotides long. RefSeq names its product SWI/SNF related, matrix associated, actin dependent regulator of chromatin, subfamily d, member 1 (gene SMARCD1). Gene Ontology annotation, biological process: regulation of transcription by RNA polymerase II. The record is from RefSeq and is a predicted model, not a curated record. Gene Ontology annotation, cellular component: nucleus; SWI/SNF complex. NCBI's taxonomy places the organism in Eukaryota, Metazoa, Chordata, Mammalia, Monotremata, Tachyglossidae.